This is a messenger RNA of Phytomonas sp. Hart1, 1373 nucleotides long. Lineage: Eukaryota; Euglenozoa; Kinetoplastea; Trypanosomatida; Trypanosomatidae. The record is from the annotation of a GenBank genome assembly.
GCAUAUUAUUUAUCCUGAAUUCUAGGAACACUUUAGGGGAAGUAUUAUACUGAUAUCACGGGAAACUCAACCACACUUUCUAAGACCGAGCUUUUGAUCACUUAGUAAAAGUACACGUUAGACUAAACCACACUCACCACUUUAAAUUUUUCGCAAUGGAACAUAUGCUCAGUUGCAUGCUGCCCUACCUGGACAAGCAUCUUGCUCUAGGUCUCCUUAGCUUUUAUGAAGAGAAAGGCCUUGCCGUUGAGGAUGCCAAGGCUAAAGUGCUAGCAUCAACCGCCCUUACCCCCCAGUACACCGUGAAGCCUGAGCAGGAGGAGCGGAUCCAGGCCACAACCCUACGUGCGAAGCCUGCACUUGACGAAUUCUUCGAAGGUUCCGACAACGAGGACUACACCUAUCAGUUCAAACUUACGGCCAGCGAGGUAGAGCAACUACGGACCCAGAGUGAGCUCUCAUAUGAUUAUCUCCGCACCAAGAAGGGCAUUACCCGGGCAGUUAUGCAAGCUGUCAUGGAGCUUGCCUUUUUAUACUACGACAAGGCCAGUUAUGGCGACGCGUCGGAGCUGUUGGCGCUCUGUCAGUGCGUCAGCGGCUACGAUUUGCCCUCCGAGAUCAUAAUCUGGGGAAAGCUAAUGUGCGACACCGGGGCCUGUAAUUGGCAAUCCGCCAUUGAAAUGGCGGCCACGAUUCGUAAGAACCAGAACAGCGACGAGGAAGAGAUCUUUCGUCAGGCUAACGCGACCACCAUCCAAGCACGUGCGUGGCUUCUGCAUUGGGUGCUCUUUCCGUUUUUCAAGGGGGGCAGUCAGUACCCCGUGCAGCUGCUCUCCUACAUUUUCGACCACCGUUCUGAUAAUAUCUACCAGAGUGUGAUUGAAACGCUCUGUCCGCAUUACCUGCGUUACGUGUGCGCGGCCGUCCUGCUGAACUACACGCGCCAUUCCAACUUCAAAGCAGCUGCCGCCAUGACCGAGAAUAUCUACGAGUACUCCGACGCGCUCACCAAGUUGAUAGGGUUGAUUCAAAAGUUUGACUUCGAAGGUGCCCUCGAGUUGUUGCCAGAGGUUGAGAAGGUUGUGCAGGAGGACUUUUUCCUCUGCGAUCUGGAGGAUUGUCUGAUGAGUAAGGCUAAGCGUCUGAUCUUUCAGCGAUACAUGUCUUUGCACAUGGUAGUGUCGAUUCCAUAUGUUGCGGAUAAACUCGGCAUGUCAAAGGCAGAUGCUGAGGUGUGGCUUGUUAAUCUGAUCAGUGACUCAAAGCAGCGUGCUAAAGUCGACUCUGUUAAUGAACAGCUUAAUGUCGAACCGCAGACACGUGCGGCAGACGCAUUGGUGUACGAUAAACUAGAGUCGAUAUCUCGCAAGUAA